CCUUUAAGUUGUUUGCCAACCGCCAUUAAACAGGAAGAAGAAGGAGAAGGAGCGCACCUAAUCCAGAGUUCUUCCUCAAACUGUCACGGUGGCACGGAGAUUUUUAUAGUAGAAGAGCUACUUGCUGCUUAUUCAAGGUGCGUCUUUGGUCCUCUGUCCUCAUGACUCGGAUCUUCGUUUACGGCACUCUGAAGAAGGGGCAGCCCAACAACUACCGCAUGUUCGACAACAACAAUGGAAAGGCCGAGUACCUGGGUUCGGCGUUCACCUCCCAGAAAUACCCGUUAGUGAUCACCACCAAGGACAACAUCCCUUUCCUGCUCAACAUCCCUGGCCAGGGUCACCGAGUGCACGGGGAGAUCUACAAAGUGGAUGACCAGAUGCUGAAAUUCCUGGACGAUUUUGAAAGCGUCCCAACGUUGUACCAGCAGACGGUGGUCCAGCUGGAGGUGAAGGAGUGGGUGGGGAAGAUGGAAGGAGAGGAGAAGGUGUCACCGGGGAGCAUCAUGGACGUGUUUGUGUACACCGCCACUACGUACGAGCCAGACUGGCGCUCGCUGCCGUGCUACGAGAACUACGACUCAGAGGGAGAUCACGGGCUCAAAUAUAAUACGGAAGAAAAGCUAUAAAGGGACUGAUCUCACCGUGCUGACACAACUGACAAAUGGACCUCUAUGUGGUGUUAGCAGAAUGGGUGAAGGAGCUCUCAGGAAAACAACACCUGGACAUGGGUGCUGUUUCCUGUCGUGUGUCAAAUUGAAAGAAAUCUCAAGAGAAAUUAAUUUUAAUAGCAGAUAGGCAGGCUUACAAUCAAAGUAAGGAUAGUGUAGAGAAGGAAAAGGGCACACUGUGCCACUGAAAGUUGCAUAUUAGUAAUGUUGUUUACAAAUUUGGUUUUCUUUUUAUGAUUUAUAAUCAUCUGGGAAGCAUUAUGAUCAAACUGGAAGGCUUUUAUUUUGGCGUAUUGCUGUAACAUGAAUUGUAUCUCUAACGCUAAAUAUUUUGGUUGGAUGUCUGCUAUGACACUACCGGUUUAAAUGCUAAACACAUGCACUUUUAAUAAUGCAAAGAUACAGAACAUACAGUAGCCGUAUAUGCACAUCCUUUCACAUGUUGUGAAUGGCUGCACUGUAAACACAGAUACUGGCCAUCUAGUUUCUCACUAAUGUGAAAAUAUUAAUAGAAAAGCUGAUCUGCAGUUCAGUAAUUGCACAUGUAUACUAAAUAUAAACUGUAUGGGCAACGUUCUCUGAACCACGUGCACCCAUUUGUCAGCAGCUAGCUUCCUCUUACAGGAUAAAAGCAUAGUUUUAGAAACUGACAAGCCUCCAUGUCCCUGAGAAAAUCACUCCAGCCUGAUGCUGUGCACCUAGAAGAAUAUACUCCAAACCUUUCUCAGAAAAAUGAAGAUGUACUGUCAGAUAAGCUUAUUAACACUGACUUUUUACAGUUUACUACCGUUAACUUCCAGGUGAAGCUAAUAUGUAAGUGCCUUCAACCUGCAUUCUUUUGUAUGGCCAGCCUGUGCUUCUUAAAAAUGUGAUUGCAUAGAAGUCUGUGAGGAAAUGACUCAGCUGCUUACUUGAUUUAUGACCUCACCAAAGAGUUUUUUGAUGAGUGUGUGGUCUCAAAGAAAGUCUUAUUUAAUGGCAUCUAGGUUAAGAAAGGCUUAGAAGAGGGUUGUCAAACAUGAGGCCCAGGGGCCAGAUUCAACCCGGCAUGUGGGCUUUGGAAAGUUUUAAAGCUUUCCACAAUGAGAAAGAGCUCAGAUUCCUUUCCUAUUCCUUUUUAAAAAUUCUUUUCAUUUACUACAGUAGAAAAAAUGAUUUGCACUUUAAAUGUGUAGUUAAAUGUGUUUAUACUGACAGAAAGGAGAUUUUCACUGAGUUUGACACUCUAGGCUUAGAGCAUUUAUAUUACACAGAUAUGAACUCUGAUUUUACACUAAUCUGCAGACAAUGUGUUUAAUAUUUACAUUCUGCACAUCUUUGUUUACCUCAAAAAUAAAAAUUCACCCUGAUUUUUUUUGUAUGAUCUUCCAUGUGCUGUGUUCAUCCCCUCUAAGGGAUAAACUCAAUAAAAAGAGGAAAAAAGAAA
This is a messenger RNA of Maylandia zebra (zebra mbuna), 2097 nucleotides long. Lineage: Eukaryota; Metazoa; Chordata; Actinopteri; Cichliformes; Cichlidae. The record is from RefSeq and is a predicted model, not a curated record.